CAGAGAGCAAUGCACUGGGAAAGACCCCAUUAAACUACAGCAAUCCUGGGAAGAUCCCUGCAAUGGGUGCCCCAUCUUCCCUUUUAUUCAGCACCGCACAUUGGAGGACUGUGCCCUUUCUAUUGGCCUUUUGGGUGCUUCUAUCCACGGGGACUGCUGAAGACCCAACAAUGACUCCUGAAUUCCUUCGACACAUAUCUGAGAAAAUUCCUGAGGAGUAUCAGAAUCCACAUUGCUUUACACGGGACCUGAAUGAUUUUAUCUGCUUCUGGGAGGGAGAAAGAAGGAAAAAUGCAUCCUAUUCCUAUUCUGAAGAUGACCAAAUAAAGUGGUGCCAGCUCAGGACAGAGGUUGCAUCUAAUAACACAUGGUGGUACAUCUGUGAGUUUCCAGUAACUGAUGUUGUCCUUUUCGCUGGGAUCACCAUCUCUGCAUACCCGUGCCACAAGUGCCAGACUGCCAGGGAGAUCUAUAUUAAUGAACUUGUGUUGCUGAAUCCCCCUUUAAAUGUGACGGUAAAGGAGAAGCAGGAUCCACGGGGACUUCUGAUAUCAUGGAAACCCCCACACUUUCAAAAGAAUCACGACAUAAACAACGAGAUCAAAUAUCAGGUCAACUAUUCGACUCCAGGUGCUGAUGUGCAGACGGUGGAGGUGGAAGCAGGAAAUACAGAGAUUUUUCUCACUGACAUUGUCCCAGCUGCAUACACUGUCACAGUAAGAUGCAAAGCAGAUGGUGUUUCAUAUAACGGCUACUGGAGUGAUUGGACGGCACCUAUUACCAUAGCGACCAUUAUUGAUCUACGCCUUCUUCUGUUGUUGAGUAUUGCUAUUUUUGUGGCCUUAAUCGCUGGAGUUGGAGUUUACAUCUUCAUGAGACAUGGCAUGUACCUAAAACACAAGGUCUGGCCGCAGGUUCCCACCCCAGAGAAUAAUUUCCAGGGGCUCUUCACAACACAUAAAGGAAAUUUUAAGCUAUGGCUUGGUCAGGCCGAUGCCUACCUAUUGUGGAUCUCCAGACAUGUCUUUCAAGAAGAUCCCUCAUCUACACUGGAGGUCCUUUCUGAGCUCCCCCCUGCUGCACUUCCACAAUCUUUCAACCCGAAUCCAUUGAAGGACAGUUAUGUGGUUUUGGACGAGAAUCGUAUGCCUUGCUCUCUGGAGUGGUUAGAGGCUCAAAGGCAUAAAACUGUCAUAGUGGGUGCUGAAAGCAUGGACUCCAGAUUGCAGACUGUAAAUAAAGAUGUUGUAUUGGAGGACACCAGCAAGGGGCAGAUUGCAGUAAAGGCAAACAACAGAGUGCACUCUCUGGAAGGGGACGGAAGUCAAGGUGAAGCCUUUAGAGAAGAUGAAUAUGUGGAGGCUCCAAGGAUGGAGCAUGAACGACAUAGAGUUUCUAGAGAAAAUUCUGUGAGCUCCGAUGGGAAGCAGAGCAUUCCCUCAAGUUUUGAGUAUACUGAACUACAGACUUGUGAGGGUCUCCUCUCUCCCAAACCAAGGCCUGUCCCACCCCGUAUGCCUCUGAAGUAUGCCUACCUUGAUAUGUCUAGCUCUGGUGAGCACAGCCCUCCACCAUCUCCCAACUUUUAUCAGAACAGUCCGAUCACAAACUUCUUGGCCCCUAUAUACUCACAAAGCUGAUGACAGGUUCCAUGGAAAAAACCUUGGUAAAGAACAGCCUUUAAUAAUAUUUGAACAGAGGAACAUCAUGUAGACAGGAGGUAAAUGAUGAGAAAGAUAAACUGGCAUGAAUAUGAAUGGAACUAAGCAUAAAUGAAAGCCUGCCUGUACAAAAAACUGUUCAGAAAUAAUACAAUUAACAUGUUUCUUCAUUUUCAUCAUUUAUUUAGCACCUCCAAGUUACUCGAGACUUUAAAGUGAUAGUCAUGGGAAAAUAUGUUUUUUUCAAAACGCAUCAGUUAAAAGUGCUGCUCCAGCAAAAUGCUUCACUGAAAUCCAUUUUUCAAAAGAGCAAACUGAUUUUGUUAUAUUCAAUAUUGAAAUCUGACAUGGGGCUACACAUAUGCCCCCAGUCAUGUGACUUGUGCUCUGAUAAACCUCAGUCACUCUUUACUGCAAGUUGGAGUGAUAUCACCCCCUCCCUUUCCCCCCCCCAGCAGCCAAACAACAGAACAAUGGGAAGGUAACCAGAUAGCAGCUCCCUAACACAAGAUAACAGCUGCCUGGAAGAUCUAAGAACAGCACUAAAUAGUAAAAGCCAAGUCCCACUGAGACUGAUCCCACUGAGGAAAAACAACAGCCUGCCAGAAAGUAAUUCUGUCCUAAAGUGCAGACACAAGUCACAUGACUGGUGCAGCUGGGAAACUGACAAAAUGUCUAGCCCCAUGUCAGAUUUCACAAUUGAAUAUAAAAAAAUCUGUUUGCUCUUUUGAGAAAUGGAUUUCGGUGCAGAAUUCUGUUGGAGCAGCACUAUUAACUGAUUUUCCAUGACAGUAUCCCUUUAAACAUAUUGACAAACAAUGAUGAGAACAAGGGAUGUGAGGGACUUGCUCUCAGCUUACAAUCUUAGACUUCAGCAAAAUGCGGUGGUUGGCUAAUGUGUGCGCAGCUUUAGUGACUCAUUCAUCACUGAAGAUGACCUUUAUGAACAUAUUAGGACAAAGUCCUAAUCUCGCUAGGGUAGUCAAGCAGAUGGCCUUCACCAGAGAACCAUGCAUCCAGACCACAAAUACUGGAUAUACCCAUUGCAUGUACAUAUUUGUAUAUAAACCUUGUUGUUGCAAGACAAAGAACUUGAUUUCAAAAUGUAUUUCAUUAUAUUUCCCCCCUCCAUUUUUAAAGGUGUGUGGGGGCGGAGGAAAAUCAUAGACCUGUUAACCAGAGCCGGAACUAUGGGUAGGCAAGAAGAGAAAUCUGCAUAGGGGGCAAUAAUGGGGGAGCUGAGCAGGUACCUAUUUUGCCUACUCCAAGUCCAGGCUCCCAUGCCCUUGUCGCAACUUAUCACUGCAUGCUCACCACCCCCCUGAUGUCACCUCACAUGCAUGCACGGGAGGGGGGCGGGGGCCAGCCGGCUUGGUCCCCUCUUUUCUUAAUCCCAGAGCCUUCCCAAAAAAAUGCUAAGUAUUGAAUAAAUAAUCUUAUUUUUUCUUAUAUUUACUACUUUUGCUUUUACUAUUUGUACUAUAUGUUCUUUUUUAAAAUUUUGUAAUAAAAAUACUAUUUUCUUA
This is a messenger RNA of Xenopus laevis (African clawed frog), 3187 nucleotides long. It is a transcript of the gene epor.L, whose product is annotated as erythropoietin receptor L homeolog. Gene Ontology annotation, biological process: cytokine-mediated signaling pathway. The record is from RefSeq and is marked provisional. NCBI's taxonomy places the organism in Eukaryota, Metazoa, Chordata, Amphibia, Anura, Pipidae. Gene Ontology annotation, molecular function: transmembrane signaling receptor activity; cytokine receptor activity. Gene Ontology annotation, cellular component: membrane; plasma membrane; external side of plasma membrane.